AAAAAGGAAAAAGAAAAAGAAAUAUUCAGAGGGCGUAAUUGACUGGGCAUCAUGUGCACAUCAAACGUGACCGGACUUCAAUUCCGAAUUCAAACCGAUUAAUUAUACUUUUAAAAACUAGAAAGAGACAUCUGGAAGUUUUCAAAAACAAAUAUUAAAAAGAUAAAUAAAAGAAGAAAACCAGAAAAAGCUAAAAAAGAAAAUAAAAGCGAGGGAUCCGUGAUUCCAAAGGAUUCGCUCUCCCACGCGCCUAACAAUCCGUCACAUCCCCACGCGUUCAUCUCCCUCUCUCUCUCUCUUUUACAUUUCCCCUCCUCACAUUCUCUCUCUCUCUUUUCUCUUACUAUAAAGCCUCGUGUUUCCCCUUCUUCCCAUUCUGCACCUCUAUCCCUCACUAAUUUCGAUACUGCCACUGAUAAAAUAAAAAACUUCCACCCAACAAACCAAAAUCCAAAGACUCAAAAAGCUUACCAUGGCGGAGGAGAAGCUAACUCGGACUGACUCAGCUGAGAAAAAACGAGUCAGGGACGAGUCCCACGACGCGAUUCUCGAAUCCCUCGAGGUGAAGAGAUUAAGAGACGACUUACUCGAUGACUCGGAUCCCGAACCGGUGAGUCAAGAUCUCGACUCGGUGAUGAAGAGUUUCGAGGACGAGUUAUCUUCGACGCUUACGCGCGUCCCCGGAGAAACUCAGCCUGAUCUCGGUUACCUUCUAGAGGCCUCCGAUGACGAGCUCGGUUUGCCUCCUGUUUCUCCGGUUCCCGUCGCGAAGGAGGUCGAGACGACGGAGACGUUGACGGAUUUGGUCCGUGCGUCGUCGGAUUCGUCCGGAGUCGACGAGUUGUGGGGGUUCGAGGACAGUUUUUCGAAUUACGGAUCGUUAGAUUUCGGUUACGGCGUCGAUUACGUCGCCGGCGAUGGGCUGUUUGGAUUUGCCGAUGAUUGUUUCGAUGCCGGUGAUCUGUUUCCGUGGCGGGCGGAGUCUUUACCGGCGGAGUAAAAACUUUUUUUUAAUUAGGUGGAAAAUGAUUAAAACGAUGCCGUUUUGUAAAGCGUGUGGCUUCCUUGUCGUUUUUAGCACUUGAUGGUGUAGAUUGUUUAUUUUCUAUUAAUUAAUUAUUAGGAUUAGGAACGUUAAAUACUUUGUUAGUGGGGGUAGUUUUCUAGAUUAUUAAUAUAAGCGAAUUCGUUUGUUUGUUCUUCUUCCCAGAUCUUUAAUUAGUUUUUUUUUUUGUGAAAUUUCAUUCUCAAUCUCUUUAUUUGACACCUUCAUUUUUCGAUUUCAGCCAGAUCUUUAAUAGGUUUUGUUAGUGUGAAAUUUAUAUAGUAUGAAAAUUUACUCUCAAUCUCUUUACUUGACACUAAUUUUCGAUUUAGAUAAUUAGAGCAAGUAUGCUUUCAUCUUUAAACAAAGGCGAUAAAGAUAGCCCAUUAACCGUAUUCUUAAGGCCCAAACCAAACAACUACUAAAAAAGUAUUCUUCAUCGUCGAACCUGAUUUUUUGGUUUGUAGUUAACCACAUAUGAUUUCUUGAAAACCGAAUUGAAGUGAUCAACAGUGUUCUUAUAAUCAGAAACCGAAUCUGUGGAACUAAUUGUAACAAGGUGCCCAUAAGAUCUGAUAACCGGAAGAGUCAAACUGG
Messenger RNA from Eruca vesicaria subsp. sativa (arugula), 1642 nucleotides. NCBI's taxonomy places the organism in Eukaryota, Viridiplantae, Streptophyta, Magnoliopsida, Brassicales, Brassicaceae. The record is from the annotation of a GenBank genome assembly.